Messenger RNA from Arabis nemorensis, 1170 nucleotides. NCBI's taxonomy places the organism in Eukaryota, Viridiplantae, Streptophyta, Magnoliopsida, Brassicales, Brassicaceae. The record is from the annotation of a GenBank genome assembly.
AUGCUUCUGCUUUGUCUCUCCGUCGUUGCCACCGCAGCCUCCGAGGGUAAAACUUCGUCGGUCGAAGACGGCUUGGUGGUGAACGGCGACUUCGAGACUCCACCGUCGAACGGGUUCCCUGAUGACGCCGUUGUCAAUGACCCGUCCGAGAUCCCGAGCUGGCGAUCGGACGGUACCGUGGAGCUGAUCAAGUCCGGUCAAAAACAAGGCGGGAUGAUCUUGAUCGUCCCUGAAGGUCGUCACGCCGUUAGAUUAGGAAACGAUGCAGAGAUCAGUCAAGAACUUACGGUUGAUAAAGGUUCGGUCUACUCGGUCACGUUCAGUGCCGCACGCACUUGUGCACAGCUCGAGUCUCUAAAUGUGUCUGUGGCUUCGGAUGAUGAUCCGAUCGCAGCGUCGCAGAUCAUUGACUUGCAAACGUUGUACAGUGUUCAAGGUUGGGACCCAUAUGCAUGGGCGUUUGAAGCGGAGGUUAAUCGAGUCAGGUUGGUUUUUAGGAACCCUGGCAUGGAAGACGAUCCUACUUGUGGUCCUAUCAUCGACGACAUAGCCGUUAAGAAGCUUUUCUUUCCUGAUAAACCCAAAGACAAUGCAGUGAUUAAUGGAGAUUUCGAAGAAGGUCCAUGGAUGUUCAGGAGCACGACGCUUGGUGUUCUGCUUCCGACAAACCUAGACGAAGAAAUAUCGUCUCUUCCCGGCUGGACGGUCGAGUCGAACCGGGCAGUUCGGUUUAUCGACUCGGACCACUUCUCGGUACCUGAGGGAAAGCGAGCUAUGGAGCUUCUAUCGGGAAAAGAAGGCAUAAUUUCUCAAAUGGUUGAGACAAAGGCAAAUGUUCCGUACAAGAUGUCUUUCUCAUUGGGACACGCAGGGGACAAGUGCAAGGAACCUUUGGCCGUAAUGGCGUUUGCCGGAGACCAAGCACAGAACUUUCAUUACAUGGCGCAAGCGAACUCAAGUUUCCAAAAAUCGGAUUUGAAUUUCACCGCGAAGGCCGAACGUACGAGGAUCGCCUUCUACAGUGUUUAUUACAAUACGAGGACGGACGAUAUGAGCUCCUUGUGUGGACCGGUGAUUGAUGACGUAAGGGUUUGGUUCUCCGGGUCUAGUAGGAUUGGAUUUGGGAGGUUUCCGAUUUUCCUUCUUCUCACAUUGUUUUUUAUUAUCUAA